GGUCUUUCCGGGAGAUCCGCGGGUCCCUAUUGGUCAGUUAAGUCGAGGUCAAGCAAGCAGGCUCGGUUAAUCGUCGUCCCGGCGUGUUGCAUCAGCUCGCUGGCAGUGUAAUGGAGAAGGUGGUCGAACGGUUGGAGGCCAUGGACGUCGAGGGUCAGACUGAAGUUGCACCGACAAAACAGAAAGGAUCUAAGAAGGCAUGUGUUAAAGAAAGUGGUGAUACAAAAACUGCAGAGCUGGUUCCGUGGCCAUGUUACAUCAGUGAACGACUUGAACUGUACAACAAGCUCAAAGCAGAAAGUGACUCAAUUUUAGCAGAGCGAGCAAGCAAAGAGAGCAAACAAAUAACAAUUACUCUGCCAGAUGGCAAACAAGUACAAGGAGAGUCCUGGAAAAGCACACCUUACCAGAUUGCCUGUGGUAUCAGUCAGGGUUUGGCAGACAAAGUUGUCGUUGCUAAAGUAAAUGAAGUGGUUUGGGACCUGGAUCGACCUCUGGAAGGAGACUGCAGUCUAACACUACUCUCAUUUGAUGAUGAAGAGGGUCAGGCUGUAUAUUGGCAUUCCAGUGCCCAUAUAUUAGGAGAGGCCAUGGAAAGAGUCUUUGGAGGGUGUCUCUGCUAUGGGCCACCUAUUGAAAAUGGAUUUUAUUAUGACAUGUUCUUGGAAGAAGGAGGUGUUUCCAGCAACGAUUUUCCAGCUUUAGAAAACCUGUGUAAACGUAUAAUGAAGGACAAACAGCCAUUUGAGAGACUUGAAGUGAAGAAAGAGACUCUUCUGGAGAUGUUCAAGUAUAACAAAUUUAAGGUCAGAAUUCUGAAUGAGAAGGUGAAUACGCCAACUACAACAGUAUAUAGAUGUGGACCAUUAAUUGACUUGUGUAGAGGACCUCAUGUUAGACACACUGGAAAAAUAAAGGCCAUGAAGGUUCACAAAAAUUCUUCCACUUACUGGGAAGGAAAAGCUGACAUGGAGACAUUGCAGAGAAUUUAUGGGAUUUCUUUUCCAGAUUCCAAAAUGCUGAAAGAAUGGGAAAAGUUCCAGGAAGAAGCAAAAAACAGAGACCAUAGAAAACUGGGGAGGGAGCAGGAGUUAUUUUUCUUCCAUGAACUGAGCCCAGGGUCCUGUUUCUUCCUUCCAAAAGGAGCAUACAUUUACAACGCAUUGAUUGAUUUAAUUAGGAGUGAAUACAAGAAAAGGGGCUUUACAGAGGUAGUGACUCCCAACAUUUAUAAUAGUAAGCUGUGGAAAACUUCAGGGCACUGGCAGCACUACAGUGAGAAUAUGUUCAGCUUCGAAGUGGAAAAGGAGCUCUUUGCCUUAAAGCCUAUGAAUUGUCCGGGCCAUUGCCUUAUGUUUGACCAUCGGCCACGGUCUUGGCGGGAGCUGCCAAUGCGAUAUGCGGAUUUUGGGGUUCUUCAUCGCAAUGAGCUUUCGGGAGCACUGACUGGCUUGACUCGGGUGCGUAGGUUUCAGCAGGAUGAUGCCCAUAUUUUCUGCACUAUGGAACAGAUUGAGUCAGAGAUUAAGGGAUGCCUGGACUUUCUGCAUGCUGUCUAUGAUGUUUUUGGAUUUACUUUCAAACUUGAGCUUUCCACUCGCCCAGAGAAAUUUCUUGGUGAUAUUGAAGUGUGGAACACUGCUGAGAAGCAACUAGAAAACAGCCUCAAUGCUUUUGGUGAGAAAUGGUCUUUGAACCCUGGUGAUGGUGCUUUCUAUGGGCCAAAGAUUGACAUAAAAAUCAAAGAUGCUAUUGGUAGAUAUCAUCAAUGUGCUACAAUUCAAUUGGAUUUUCAGUUGCCAAUCAGAUUUAACUUGACUUAUGUGAGUUCUGAUGGUGGUGAGCAGAAUAGGCCAGUUAUCAUUCACCGUGCCAUCCUGGGUUCCGUGGAACGAAUGAUUGCUAUUUUGACUGAAAACUAUGGGGGCAAAUGGCCAUUCUGGCUGUCUCCACGUCAAGUUAUGGUUAUACCUGUGGGACCUACGUGUGAAGAAUAUGCACAAAAGGUUCGGCACCAAUUUCACAAUGCCGGUUUAAUGAGUGACGUUGACCUCGACCAAGGGUGCACGCUGAACAAGAAGAUCCGAAAUGCACAACUUGCGCAAUAUAAUUUUAUUCUUGUGGUUGGUGAAAAAGAGAAGGGCAGUGAAAUGGUCAAUGUACGUACUCGAGACAACAAGGUUCAUGGGGAGCGCACAAUAUCUGAAACCAUUGAGAGGCUUUUGCAGCACAAACGGUCCAGAACCAAACAUGCUGAAGAGGAGUUCUGAAGAUUUUCCCCUUCAUUCAGCUGUGUGGAUCCAAACGGUUUUUAUUGGGGAGAUCAGAAAAACAAAUUCAGCUUUUAAAAUUCAAUUAAGAAGUAAUCAGCACCAAUCAGUGUCCAAUAAUGUGGGUUAAAUGUUAAAUGCUAAAUGCUUCCAAUUUCAAUUUGUGUAUAUGGACAGCAGCUUGCAUAAAUAUUUUGAAAAUAACAUCUUUAAUCAUAUGUGACCUUUUCUUCUCUUCCUAAAGUUCAUGUUAUGAAAUUUCUUGUGAUUCAGGACUAAGUGUAGACAAAAAUGUCCAGUAAAAUGAAUUUGUGCCUGGA
This is a messenger RNA of Hypanus sabinus (Atlantic stingray), 2590 nucleotides long. It is a transcript of the gene tars1, whose product is annotated as threonyl-tRNA synthetase 1. Gene Ontology annotation, biological process: threonyl-tRNA aminoacylation. Lineage: Eukaryota; Metazoa; Chordata; Chondrichthyes; Myliobatiformes; Dasyatidae. The record is from RefSeq and is a predicted model, not a curated record. Gene Ontology annotation, molecular function: ATP binding; threonine-tRNA ligase activity. Bases 111 to 2270 code for a protein of 719 amino acids. The transcript is spliced from 19 exons. Gene Ontology annotation, cellular component: cytoplasm.